AGGCACACAUGCUGUCUGAGGAGAACAGACUUCCGUAAGGCAGCCUCACAGAGGGACCCAGAACAUUCAAAGGGACAGAGGAGUUGGGAAGUGCUUACUAAUGGCUGACAAGAGCUAUAUUGAGGAAUCUGAGUCCUUCCCUGAAAAAGGGGAGACUGUGGAAUGGGGCUAUGAAGAAGGAGUUGAGUGGGGGUUAGUCUUUCCUGACGCUAAUGGUGAAUAUCAGUCUCCUAUUAACUUGAAUUCAAGAGAAGCCAAAUUUGAUCCCUUGCUCCUGGAAGUACGUUUAUCACCAAAUUAUGUUGUGUGUCGUGACUGUGAAGUCAUCAAUGAUGGUCACUCAGUCCAAAUCAUCUUAAAGUCUAAAUCAGUGUUAGUAGGAGGGCCAUUACCUCGGGGGCAUGAAUUUGAACUGCAUGAUGUUCGAUUCCACUGGGGUAGAGAAAAUCAGCGUGGCUCUGAACACACCGUUAAUUUUAAAGCUUUUCCCAUGGAGCUCCAUUUAAUCCACUGGAAUUCCACAAUGUACCACAGUAUUGAUGAGGCAAUGGGGAAGAAGAAUGGCAUAGCCAUUAUUGCUUUAUUUGUACAGAUUGGAAAGGAACAUUCAGGUUUAAAAGCUGUGACUGAAAUUCUGCAAGAAAUCCAGUACAAGGGAAAGUCCAAGAUAAUACCCUGUUUUAAUCCCAACACAUUAUUACCAGACCCACUCUUACGAGAUUAUUGGGUAUACGAAGGUUCCCUUACCGUUCCACCCUGCAGUGAAGCUGUUACAUGGAUAUUAUUUAGAUAUCCUUUGACUGUGUCCCAGCUUCAGAUAGAAGAAUUUCGAAGACUGAGGACACACGUUAAAGGGGCAGAACUCCUAGAAGGCUGUGAUGGGAUAUUAGGAGAUAACUUCAGACCAACACAACCACUUAGCGACAGAGUCAUACGGGCUGCCUUCCAGUAGCAGAGACAUAUACUGAAAAUAAUCAUCAUAAUAAUGUAGCUCUCAGAUCCCUUCAAUAGCAACUCUGAGCCAGAUGAUCCUGCCUAGAGAUUAUGCCACCACUGGAAAUGCCUGAAGCCACCAAAGGGGAAACAUUCCAAUGAUCUCUUGUGGGACAUGAGGUUGUUGGAUUCUGAUCCCAAGAGCAGUGAAUCAUAUGUUUCUAGGAGCGAGUCUGUCCUCAUUUGGAAUCAACAUACCUAACACUGAAAGCACAAUUUGAUGCCGUUCAUCACUACCAUAGUAUGAAGGUACAAUCCAGACCAUUUUUUUCCUGUAAGUUCUUUUCAGCUAAAGGGUAGCACUUUAGAUAGCCAUCAAACCACUAGGACAUAAGCACUCAGAGGAGUUUGACCAUUAACAGAGCAAUCUUUAUUAACUAUGAAAAUGUUCUGGGUCCUGUUUCUGCCCUAGUACUAGCUACCUUGCUACCUCCUCAAGACUCAUCACUAUCUACAUUUUUCCAUCUGUUGCCAGUGACCUCUAACACCUGGAUCAACCUCUAUUGUCUUGCCACUCCAUCUGGAAUGGAACACCCUGUGAGUGGUUGGUUUCAUGAUAUGUGAAAAUUUGUUUGCUGUAUGAAAACUGAAAAUGUUUCUUAGAAUUUGAAGGGCUUCAUCUCUGCAUUUCCCCAUAAGCAAAGGUCCAGCUAGCUGUUGUGUCGUACUUUAGCUUGAGGUCACUUCUGUCCUCUCUCUUGAGUAUGUCCCAACAGACAUAGAAGUCAGUGCACGGUGUAAGUGCAUAUAUCUCGUUCUUGGGACACAAAUCAACCCCUCUUCACGGCUGAAGUUGGGAAUACAGGUCCUGCUGCUUUACAGUGCAGAUUGAUUGCUGAUUGGCUGCUCCAUGUAAUAUCACAAUCCUUUCUCCCUGGAGUAUCUGUGCCAUGUUUUCAAAUGUCAUUUCUUUUUAUCCCACCCCCAUCCAAAUAAUACAUGGAUGUGUCCUUCCUUGAACAAUUAAUAAAAAGACACACCGUUUACCUACAGAUUUGUGGGAAGCAGCAAGGCAGACAACUCAGUCAUCAUUUAUUUUUGCUGAAAAUGGUCUGCCUAAAGCAGGGCUGCCCAACUUUGGCCCUCCCGCUGUUUUUUGGACAACAACUCCCAUGAUUCCCAGCCACAGGGGUCAAUAAUCAGGGGUGAUGGGAGUUGUAGUUCAACAUCUGAAGGAGGCUGAAGUUGUGCAGCCCUGGCCUAAAGUGUUGAAAAGUAUAGGUGGGGGAUGGGAGCCAAGCUCAUUUAAAGGAACAAAAAAUGGUAGAAAGCCCCCCUUUUUAUGUAUGUAUCCUUGUAUCCAUGUCUUUCCAACAUCAUGAGGACUACACACAUUACAUGUGAGUACAUAGAUAAGAGCGAUGUUCCAUCUGCUGGCCCUGUCUGUUCCUCAUGUGUAUUCCAUGUAACCUGUGAAAGACCAUACAUGUGUACAAUUUGAACAUGCAUAGGCUCUUUCACAAGUUAUCCUGAAUAUGAUUAGGGGUGGGUGAGGGGCCAACAGAUACAAGUGGAAGAAGGCAUCUGGUGUGAAACAGGAUGCUGGACUAGAUAGGCCUUAGGCCCGAUCCAGCAGGGCUGGAUAUAAAUGGAUGUCACUCCUUCUCUGUGCAUUCACUGUAAGGUAAAGGUAAAGUGUGCUGUCAAGUCGAUUUUGACUCCUGGCGCCCACAGAACCCUGUGGUUUUCUUUGGCAGAAUACAGGAGGGGUUUACCAUUGCCUCAUGUAGUAUGAGAUGAUGCCUUUCAGCAUCUUUCUAUAUCACUGAUGCCUUUCUAUAAACAUCUUUCUAUAAACACUGAUGGUGUUUCCCAUAUAUAUUUCCCAUAGUCUGGGAAACAUACCAGCGGGGAUUCAGACCAGCAACCUUCUGCUUGUUAGUCAAGCAUUUCCCCGCUGCACCACUUAAGGUGCUCGUACACACAUGUAAUACAGUACGUGUUUUAUGUCCCCUUUAAAAAUAACUUUCAUGUCCAUUAAAACAGGUUUUAAGUGCAUAACAUAACCUGUGUGAUAUUGGUAAAGAGAUGACUUUCUUUGUAUCCUUCACAUUUUUGUAGUGCCUACUUAUGAUUCAUAUGCUUUGAUAAAUAAUUGUGUAUGUUGCAAUAUGUUCUUGUUAAAUAAGAUUGAAUUAAAGAGGCUGAUUUCUGCA
Messenger RNA from Hemicordylus capensis (graceful crag lizard), 3149 nucleotides. It is a transcript of the gene CA8, whose product is annotated as carbonic anhydrase 8. Lineage: Eukaryota; Metazoa; Chordata; Lepidosauria; Squamata; Cordylidae. Gene Ontology annotation, molecular function: carbonate dehydratase activity; zinc ion binding. The record is from RefSeq and is a predicted model, not a curated record. The coding region runs from base 101 to 952 and encodes 283 amino acids. The transcript has 9 exons.